Hippocampus zosterae (dwarf seahorse) is the source of this 1836-nucleotide messenger RNA. RefSeq names its product heparan sulfate (glucosamine) 3-O-sulfotransferase 1-like1 (gene hs3st1l1). The transcript is spliced from 3 exons. Gene Ontology annotation, molecular function: [heparan sulfate]-glucosamine 3-sulfotransferase activity. Lineage: Eukaryota; Metazoa; Chordata; Actinopteri; Syngnathiformes; Syngnathidae. The record is from RefSeq and is a predicted model, not a curated record. Bases 608 to 1513 code for a protein of 301 amino acids.
UUCCACACGCGUCUGUGCACACAUUCGUCAGAAGGAGCAGUGGUAGCGCCUCGACUCCCUUUCUCAACUGCAUUCGUCUACCAAUCAGAGAAACGACAGGAGCAACGGACCAUUUCUUUUUCUUCCCGUUUUCGUGUGCAAAAGUGCGUUCCAUGUUUUGGCAUGAUCUUCAUCCCCAUCAUCAACAUCAACGCCAGAAAGCAAAAAAACUGCCAAGAGACGCCCUGACAUCAUCACCGAGGAGGUGGUGUACUGUGAGAGGAGUGGGAUUGGAUGCGACAGGAAGCUUGUGAAGCUGCUGAGCUGUUAGCAUUGGACUUGGCAGCUCUUGGCCAUGGAAUGGCUGACAGGCAGGACCGCCUGUCACAGCAUAUAAAGGCCUCACUGUACUCCCGCUGGUUCUGGAGGGCGGGAUGGCUCCUAUGUGCUGUGGACUUCCUAUCAUUUCUUCCCCUGCUGUUCAAAUUCCAUGGCCGGUAAAACCUGCACUUUUCACUGCUCUUGUUACCACUGAGCCCGGGAAGCCAGAUCUGGUUCACAGCUAAAUCACAAGUUCCUCUUCUUGGCUCCCCCUCCAUCAUUAUUCUCUACUCUAUUGUCAAUCACCAUGGCAUGCUUCCUGGCAUCGGCCUUUCUUUUCGUUCUUCAAACAUUUGCUGCCCCACCUCAGGCAAGUGUUAGCUUGAACGGAAUAAAUCUUAACGAUGAAGAUGGGAACCUGUCUCCUCCACCAGGAACUAGCAAAAGACCCCCACAUAGCAUUAUAAUUGGAGUGCGUAAAGGAGGUACAAGAGCCCUGUUGGAAAUGCUCGACAUCCACCCCGAAGUUGCUGCUGCUGCAACUGAGGUACAUUUCUUUGACUGGGAUGAGAACUAUGCCAAAGGCUUAGAGUGGUACCGUGAGCUGAUGCCUUACUCAUACCCGCACCAGAUAACAGUCGAGAAGACCCCAGGAUACUUCACGUCGACUCUUGCCCCCGAACGUAUCUGCGCAAUGAACUCAUCCAUAAAACUGCUCCUGAUUUUACGCGACCCGGCCGAGCGAGUCGUCUCAGACUACACUCAAGUGUAUUUCAACCGUCUCGAGAACCACAAACCAGUUCAAGCUAUAGAGAACCUUCUCGUACGAAACGGUGCCCUUAAUACAGGCUACAAGGCCAUUCAGAGGAGCCUGUAUGACAUUCACAUGCGCAACUGGCUGCGUCAUUUCCCUCUGGAACAGAUUCAUAUUGUAGAUGGGGAUUUGCUUAUUCAUGACCCCUUGCCAGAACUCCAAAAGGUCGAGCGGUUCCUCAACUUGCCUCCCAGGAUAGUUGCCUCCAAUUUCUAUUUCAAUCAGACCAAGGGAUUUUACUGCAUUCGAAGUGAUGGUCGAGAGCGAUGUUUGCACGAGUCGAAGGGACGCCCGCACCCUGUGGUCAACAGCACUGUGCUCCAACAACUCCGUUCUUACUUGCAGGAGCACAACAGAACCUUCUUUAGGCUGGUGAAGCGCACCUUCAACUGGCAAUAAUAAACCACCCGGUACAUAAAUCGAACUCAUAGGAGCCAGUCUGUGAGAAGGUCAAAAUGAGGCCCGAAGCACUUUACAGAACUCACAUUCAAAGCCUCUCAGUUUCUAGACUUGUCUUCUCUAGUUCUUGCUGACUUGUUAUUAACUUAUUUUACACAAUAAGGCAAAAUGGAUGAUUCUUCAAGUUUGAAUUUUUGUUCUUUGCUGCGAGCACAUCGCUGAUAAAAUGAACUUGAUGACCCACCCCCGCACCCCAGCCACCUAUCCUUCUCUGUCUUGUUUGAUAUCCUUGUUCUUGAUAAUAAAUUGCUCUUUUAAAUGUU